AUGGCAGGAAAUGCCAAGAAAUGGUUAAAUUCUUUUCCUAAGGGAAGUCUGACAGGUUGGGAUGACGUUGUGUCAAAGUUUUUGCAGAAGUAUUUCCCUCAAUCAAAAAUAAACAAAGGCAAGCAAGAGAUAUCCUCUAUCCAACAGGAACCUGAAGAGACUUUGAGUCAGACAUGGGAUAGGUUUAAGGGAUUAUUAAGAAAGACUCCCAUACAUGGAUUUGAUGUCCCCACUCAAUUGAACCUGUUCUUAGGAGGUUUAAAAUCUCACACAAAAUUGAUGCUAGAUGCCUCAGCAGGAGGUAACAUUAGGUGGAAGACACCUGAUGAAGCUCAUGAAAUUAUUGAAAAUAUGGCAUCUAGUGACAAUGAUGUUCAAAGUGAGAGAGGACAAAAUCAAAAGAGGGGAAUGUUUAAGUUGCAAUCCCAAGAUGCCUUAUUAGCCCAAAAUAAAAUUAUGACUCAACAGCUUGAGUCUCUGAUGAAAAAGGUAUCACAACUAGAAAUCCAAAAUGUAUCACAGGCACAACAUAUUGUGCAAGGGGUUGAACUGUGUGGUGGAGAGCACCAAAAUGGACAGUGUGCUAUUCUCACCAAUGCUAAGGAAGAGGUCAAUUACAUGGGAAAUCAAAGCCGUCAAGGCAAUUAUGGAAAUUAUAAUCAAGGAUGGAGACCUCAUCCUAGCAUGGGUCAGGCUAGUUCCAGUAGACCACCUCCACAGUUUCAACAACAACCCACUCUUUCUGAUAGGACAUCAAAACUGGAAGAAACUCUUCAACAAUUUAUGCAGAUGUCCAUAUCAAAUCAAAAGAGCACAGAUGCAUCUCUAAGAAAUUUAGAAGUUCAAAUGGGUCAGUUGGCCAAGAAACUGGAAGAGAAGCCUGUUAAUACAUUUGGAGCUAACACUGAACUAAAUCCAAAAGAGCACUGUAAAGCUAUAACAACAAGGAGUGGUAAAGUGUUAGACAGUGUAGUUGUGGGGCAAGAGGAUCAAAAGGAAAAUUUAAAUGAGGAACAGAAAGAUAAAGAAGAAGAAAUGCCCUCUUAUGCUAGAUUCAUGAAAGAUCUGUUGACCAAGAAGAGAAAGUAUAUUGAGGAAGAAACAAUAGAGGUGCAAGGGAAUUGUAGUGCCAUCAUCAAAAAACUUCUACCACCAAAAUUCAAAGACCCUGGAAGUUUUACUAUUCCAUGUACAAUUGGAAAACUCCCUAUUGGAAAAGCAUUGAUAGACUUAGGGGCAAGCAUUAAUUUGAUGCCUUUAUCUAUGUUAAAGAAAAUAGGAGACAUGGAAGUAAAACCAACAAGGAUGACUCUACAAUUAGCAGAUAGGUCUUUAAAAUACCCAUAUGGAGUUAUUGAAGACGUACUGGUGAAAGUUGAUAAGUUUACUUUUCCAGUAGAUUUUGUUAUUCUUGAUAUGGAGGAGGAUACUGAAGUCCCCCUAAUAUUGGGUAGACCUUUCAUGAAAACUGCUAGAGUCAUAAUUGAUGUUGAUGAUGGUCAUUUGAAGGUGAGGCUACAUGAUGAAACAAUAACCUUUAAUGUUGUGGAGGCUAUGCAACAUCCAAAAGAUAAAGGGAACUGUUUCAGAGUUGAAGUACUGGAUGAUGUAGUUGAGACUGUAAAAAAUCAGAUGUAUGUGAAAUCCCCUUUAGAGCGUGUAUUGGUUGAUGCUUGUGAAGAGCUUACUGUUGAAGAAGAAUCUGAAGUGGAAGAGAUUUCACAACAUCUAGAAAAAUUAAAAGAAGAGAAUUCCACUGAUGUGAGAGUGGAAAAAUUGGAAAAGGUUGACUUGGAUGAUCAGGAAAAAAUGGAAUUAAAAGUGCUUCCUGAUCAUCUCAAGUAUGUGUUUUUAGAAGAAAAUUCUAAGAAGCCUGUGAUCAUAAGCAAUUCUUGA
Molecule: messenger RNA, 1896 nt
Organism: Vigna angularis (adzuki bean)
Lineage: Eukaryota; Viridiplantae; Streptophyta; Magnoliopsida; Fabales; Fabaceae
Exons: 2
Coding region: 1-1896 (631 amino acids)
Source: RefSeq, a predicted model, not a curated record